Acanthaster planci (crown-of-thorns starfish) is the source of this 4070-nucleotide messenger RNA. RefSeq names its product proton-coupled folate transporter-like. Gene Ontology annotation, molecular function: transmembrane transporter activity. Gene Ontology annotation, biological process: transmembrane transport. The record is from RefSeq and is a predicted model, not a curated record. NCBI's taxonomy places the organism in Eukaryota, Metazoa, Echinodermata, Asteroidea, Valvatida, Acanthasteridae. Gene Ontology annotation, cellular component: membrane.
GAAAGUCCUACUAAGGUGUUUUCUUAAUAAUUCUAUUAGUUUCUUUAUUUGCCAUUGGGGAGUGUACUUACCGGCUAGGCCAUGGAAGGAAUCCUCCAUGGUGUUGUUACGCCCAAACUAACUACAUCCGUACAUGUAUAGUGCUGCAGUUGGGCUAUCCCAACUAUUGUUGGGCAAUCUCUUUAGAAAAUUUCUCAACCUUCUGCGAGUUUAUGCAGCUCGCACCAAACGUAAUUCGUCUAAAAUAUGGAAAUUCGUCAUAAAAACUCAUUCCUGCAAGCAUGAGUCGGAAACAAAAUGUCUUGGUUUAUGCUUUAGCACAUAUAUACAUGUACAUGUAUGCACACACUGUGCUGUAGUUGGGCCAGCUUACGUCAUGCACAUGCAUGUACUCUUGCAUAAAUAUGAUUAACAGAUGUUAACACAAGGAUGUUCAUAUAAAAGUACAGUUAGGGUCCUUUUUUGCCAAAGAGAAAUUUACACGUUCAUGAGGGCCCCAAAAUACAAUGUCGAUCAUUCUGGUCCUAAAAACAAGAGAUAGGGGCCUGCACUUGCAUAGAUACAAAUUAUUUUCAUAAUGAUUCAGUGUACCCUGGUGAAAUUGACAACAGCGAGAAAGGUCCAGUGGCAUAGGGCUAUUUUUUUUCAAAUGAAACAACUAGCUCGUCAAAUGGUACAAGCUGUGAGCAUAAAUAAGACUGUUGAACCGGUUUGCUUCACCUUAAAAAAUUAUAAUAGACACAUCCUUUUCUUAAAUUUCCAAUUUCACCUGUUCUCCCAAAUUUCCCCCCCCCCCCAAAAAAACACAGUAGUGUCACGCCAUCAAAAUAGGGUAGAUUUGGAACAGUCACCACAACUACAUGUAUUUAAGGGGGAAGAGCUGAACUUAUAGAAAGUGAUGUUAUCUUCAACUUCAGGUUUAGCAAUUUAGCUUAAACUCAGUUGUAGCUGACUUGUUAAACAUCCAAGAUGGGGGAGAUGUUACACCAAAAUGGACUUAUUGAAGGUCAGCUAAAUAUCAUUUUAGAAACAUUUUUAGAGCAAGCCACCCCAAACUCCCUUGAAAAAUUUCACCUGAACUGGUUCCUGUAUUUCUAUCAAAUAUAGUUCAUUCAGCUUAGGAAAAACUGAAAUUGUUUGAGGGAACAUUUUGAGGUCAUAUUUUCAAUACCUGUUGGUGUUUACAAAGCUCCAGAAUUGUGGUGGUCGGAUAUGGAGCUCUUUCCUUAAUUUUGACAAAUCUCAAAGUUUGCAAUAACCUUUCCUUGACUUGUUCCUCAUAUUGAACAUUUUAUGAAACACCAGCAGAAGCACAAGUUGUCUGCACUUGUCGUGCACCCAGAUCGUGAGCACACUAAAGUUGUGACCAUUGUUCAGCUGUUCCUGUAAGAAAUGCAAGUCACCAUCAGACGUCUUCAGUUGAUGUGCUGGGUGUAGUGAAGUCACUUCAAUCAACCCUCAUUUGACUCUGCGAAAAUAGUGUAAGUGUUAAACCAUGGGUUGUAUGCAGUUUGUGCAUCGUAUGCUGGUUGCGGUAACGGUUGAGCCACUAGCCGUGAUGACCAUGACCGCAGUGUUUUUUCUGACCCAAGGCAACCAGCAAUUUGUCUACUUCAAACUUUGCAUGAUUGCCUACAACGAGACAAGUCUCUGCAGCAACCUGAGUGCACACCCACAUGCCGAGGACAGGAUCCAGGCCGAGACGUCCCGCUGGCUUCUGUACAUUGAUAUCAUCUGUUACACACCCACCCUAUUCACCAUGCUCAUUUUGGGGGCAUGGUCCGACCGCAUUGGGCGCAGACCUCCGCUGAUCCUGGCCUGCAUCGGUAGCACCGUCCUCGGAACCAUGUUGUUGGUAUCGGCUCUCUGGAUCCAUCUGCCUAUGCCACUCGUUCUUAUCGGCUGGGCGUGCUUUGGGUUGACCGGCAGUAACGGCAUACUGCUGAGUAUGAUGUUCAGCUAUGUUGCUGACAUCUCCACCAUCGAGAACCGGGUGAUGCGUAUAGCAAUUCUAGAAGGUGCGGUUGCUUUCUCAUCAGUUACAGGCGUGGCUAUAGCAGGCCUGCUUACCAACAGUCACUCCUUCCAACUGCUGUUCGGUCUUUUCAUUGUACUCUUCCUUCUCGCGAUGUUAUACACUGUUUUCCACUUAAAAGAAACACGCAACACAAGUCCAUCAAAAAUUGAAACGUCUGAAAGCAGUAGUCACUCUGACAGUGAGGCAGAUCCAUUGUUAAACACGCAAGAAAGAAAUUUUUAUGAGGGACCUACAAGGAAUUUGCCAGAAGAAGGAGGGCAUGCCAGCAAAGGACUAUGUGGCAAACUCUUCCAGCGUGAAACCUUGUUUGGGUCCUUUGUGGCAUUGGCACGGAAGCGGCCGGGUUACAGAAGAGCAGUUCUCAUACUCCUGUUGAGCUGCUUUUUUCUUCUCAACUCCAACUAUUUUGGUUUCAUUAAUGUUUUCGUACUUUACACAACGAAGGCGCCCAUAGAGUGGACCCCCUUAAUGACAGGGAGCUGUUCCGCUGUUGUUGCCCUCAGCAACAUCGUGUUGCUGCUCACUGUCAUCCCGGUCACCAGACUGGUAGGCAUCGAUGUCCGAACUGUCGCCGGCAUGGCUAUCGUGAUGCUUGGCAUCGGGUUUGUCACGAUGGCAUUUGCUAGAUCAACUCCAGCCGUCUGGUUGGCGACAGUGCCAUUGUACUUUUUUGAGUUGGUCAUUACAAUUUACCGCGGAAUGAUGUCUAUGCUGGUUUCACCUGACGAGCAAGGUAGUGCAUUCGCCCUGUUAGACAUCAUGGGCACCGUGGCUCACCUCUUUGCUUCAGCAGUCUUUGACAAUCUCUACCCAGCCACACUGCACAUUAUGAGCGGGGGCGUUAGCUUCCUUGUCAUGUGUGGCAUCGAAGUGGCGCAGCUCUGCCUCUUUCUAUGGUCCAUGUUUCUACAGAAAUGCCAUCGGGCCUAGCCGAGUUGUGCUGUCAGAGACUCUAACUUUGCGUCCUUGUGGUGGAGGUGCCAUUAAGCUCGUUGGCCGAGGUGGAAUUCCUCCAUAGUAUUUUGUGCACGGAAUGCAUUCAGUGACUUGUCAACUUCCACUUGAUGGAAACGAAUAACUUUGAAGACAUAUCCCCUUCUGGUCACUAUACAUACAUCUGUUUAGGAAUUACAAAUGAAAGUUUUAUCAUUCCUCAAAAAACAAACUUGAGCAAAGGGUAUGCUUUCACUCUGACACUAGACCAUACCCACUGGGAAGCCAUUUUUUCCUAUCUUGUUCCCUGAAUCUAUCACAUGCAAUUUAAUUUGUUAAUGGGGUGGUGCCAGACUGUUUUGGGUUACAACCCUCACUUUCAGUUUUUUAAAUACUGCUUAAAAUAUUGAGAUAUGAUUUAUCACAAAGUUUGAAUUAUUCUAAACAAAAGUUAUCUCAUCACUGUUAUGUGAACUUUAAUGUUCCAAAAUGAAAAGUUUUACCUCGCUUUCAAUUCAAGAUUGCCGACAUACACAGCCUGCCUGUAUGUUUCACAUGGAUCUGGAUCUCGAUUAGUGAUUCCAAUGUUGGUUUAUACUACCAAGAAGGCAGGAUCCAGUGUUAGGGAACCAACUUCAGAUCACUGAUUGCGAUGCGAAUCCAUGCAAAACAAUCUAUUGCAGGGUCGUGAGAUUUGAAAUUCUCACUCUCUUUGAAAGAAAGUGCAAGUUGUUCUUCAUAUCCAUGUUUAGUGUCGCCAUGAGUAAUCUGGACUGAAAUAUUUUUGUAAGACUAAUUUAUAGGAAUGGUUUAUACAUAGCAUACUUAAUAAAUAUCACCAUCUGGUGUAAAAGGAUAUUUUUGUAAGGCUGUAAAUGUUUGUGGAAUGUUAUAUUUCACACAUGGAACUGUUUUAUCUUUCUACAUAUAGAUUACUUGUGAAAUAUGUAUAAUCUAAUACAUGCCUAGGUCUUGGUAUAUGAAUAAGUAGAUGCGGUGCACGUACUGGUAUGCUAUAAUUGGUAUUCCUAACAAUUUAUUGAUAGUUUUAUUUUUGUAGACAUGAUAGCAUUAAACACAUUUUGGAGGUAUUCAUCAA